Messenger RNA from Tachysurus vachellii, 5647 nucleotides. RefSeq names its product laminin, alpha 3 (gene lama3). The transcript is spliced from 38 exons. NCBI's taxonomy places the organism in Eukaryota, Metazoa, Chordata, Actinopteri, Siluriformes, Bagridae. The record is from RefSeq and is a predicted model, not a curated record. Bases 145 to 5283 code for a protein of 1712 amino acids. Gene Ontology annotation, molecular function: signaling receptor binding. Gene Ontology annotation, biological process: regulation of embryonic development; regulation of cell adhesion; regulation of cell migration.
UUGUGCAGGAAGGAGACUAUUAUGUGUGUGCAGUUUGAAUAAACUGAACUUUUUUUUCACAUAAUUGGCUUUUGGAGUAGAUUUUAAAACCCAGAGUUUUGGAACUUAAAUAAUGUAUUUUUGAUUGCUUUAUUCUGAAAGUUUAUGUCUGAGCUCAGGUGGGAGAUUGCAGGUGGGAUGAGCAAUCUAUGGUUCCUACUGCUCUGCAGUUUGGCUGGAUUAGGUCUCGCAAACCGUGGAUCACAGCACAGUCAGGUACAACCAGAGAACAACCAAGAACUUUCAAGGCCUCAUUCUAGAAUACAUUGUGAUCAUACAUACAACAAUCACACUGGAGGAGAUAUACAGGACUGUGGACCUGGAAAGUACAGGGUGAGAUGGGGACCAUACAGAGGACAGUGUGUCCCCUGUAAUUGCAAUGGUCUCUCCAAUAAGUGUGACCAAAACACAGGAAAAUGCUUGAACUGCCAAUUGAACACAGCAGGGGAUCACUGUGAUCGCUGUGCUGAGGGACACUAUGGAAGCGCUGCUUUCAGGACAUGCAGACUGUGUCCGUGUCCCUUCUCACAUCCGUCUCACAGUUUUGCCAUUGGUUGUCUGCAUGUUGCCGAUCAUUUUGAGUGCCUGUGCAAGGCUGGUUAUUCUGGAACCCGCUGUGAAAGGUGUGCCAUUGGUUAUUAUGGUGACCCACUAGCAGAUGGAGGGAGUUGUCAGCUCUGCAACUGUAUUCAUGGAUACAUCUGUGACCCCAUUACAGGAGAAUGUAAAUCUCCAAAUGAGCCAGGUACUGAUGGUGACUGCCAAGAGUGUGAUAGUUGCUUUCAGACAUUAAUGGAUGCCUUAGAGGCCAUGGAUGAUGAGCUCUCCUUUCUCAAGGACCGACUCAAGUUUCAGAAAAACAUCUCCAUAAUUCUUACUGCUCUAAGUACAUUAGAAGAUGGCAUUAAUGCUACAAAGGAACUGGUAAAGAAUUACAGAGUAUCUGUUGAAGUGCUAAAGCAAAACGUGAAUGAACUUAAGGCAGACAUGGAUGGUGUCAGAAAACACAUGAUGAAACUUAAGCUCAAGGCAGAUCUAACCUCUUUAACCAGUAAGGAUUUAUUAAAGGAUUUGAAAAAAAACUACAAAAAGGGAAAAAACCUGCUUACUGAUACUAAAGAACUUUUGAAUAGAAUAAAAGAAUUCCUGCAACAUCUGAGGAUUUCAAAUGGUAUCGAUUCCACUCUGUCUGGCAAGAUGCUAGCUGGCAUGCUGGAGGAGGCACAAUGGAUGGUGGUCAAGAUGCAGAAGCAAAAUUGUAAGGUGCAGAGGAGGUUGGCUGAGAAUGAACUCUGGGAAGCACAGAAACUCUUAGACUACAUCAUGAACAAUCUCUCCAAUCUUCUGGAUAGUACAGGGACUACUGCAGAACAAAUUGCUCAAAACCUGAUGUCCUGGAACACUGGACUUAAAGAGCUAAAGGAAACACUGAACCAGGCAGAGAAAGCUGUAAACAAAACAAUUCUCAUGAAUGUUGGUAAUGAAGAGCUUCUGGCUGAUACUAUGAAUUAUCACAUGAUGUUUGAGAACAAGCAGGAUGACAUCUUGUCUUAUCUAGCAAUUAUUAGAGGAACACUGAGAGACACAGAGGAACUUCAGAGCAUGAUGAACAACCUAAAAAAUAGCUAUGCAAAUCUUGCAGCUGAACUAGAUGGAGCAAAGUCACAGCUGAACCAGAGACUUUUUGAGCUUUCUAAUGCCACAGCCAUGGACGUUAUUGUCAGAAAGGCAGAAGAGCAUGCACAGGAGCUCAUGAAACUUGCAGUACAUUUUCAAAUGUCUCUUCUAAAUUUCACCAACAUUUCAGCUGUUCAUAAAGCAAUAGAUAUGAUUAUUACUUUUGAAGACAUUGUUAGAGCUAUUAAAGAAGCUGAGACAGCAGCUAAUAAAGCCAACAAAGCUGCAGAUCAUGCCUUAUUGGAUGUGGAAGCACAAGACCUUACCAGAAAGGCAGAGGAACUAAAACAGUCUACAAACAGCCUAAAUGACAAAGCUAAGGAAGCAGAAAAUAAUCUAAAAGAGGCUACAGAAAAGUAUGAUACCAUUAAAGAGAAGCUGAGCAAAGCAAAGGGCAAAAAAAGGAAUAUGAAAAAACAUAUCCAAACUCUCAAGGAUGAGCUGAACAUAAUUAACCCAGAUGAUAUUGGUGCCCUUCUACAACAAGCUAAGGAUGCUGUCCAAGCUGCCAACAGAGCAGUCAACAAUGAUACAGCACAAUUAAGGGCAAUUAAUAAGGAGUUGGACGUGAUGAAAAUACCCAUUGGUGGUGAUUCAAACGUGGACAACAUACUCAAUGGUGUCAACAAAACAUUGGAUGAACUGAACUAUUCCUUCCCAAACCUGACUGAUACUUUGGCUAAAGUGGAGAAUCAGAGCAGCCGGCUGCCCAGCAGAGCCAACAUGUCUGAUAGCAUUAUGAGAAUCAAAGACAUGAUUGAGAGAACCAGAGAACUAGCAAACACAAUUAGAGGACCCAUUUUAUUCUCUGGUGAAAGCUAUAUAGAGCUGCGUCCUCCUAAAAACCUGCUUGAUCUAAAAGCAUUCACUGCCAUGGAUCUGAUGCUCCAUCGGCCCAAAAAAGGAAGACGCAAUCAACGCCAGAGUGAAGAGGAAGAAAAUCUGUUUGUCCUUUAUCUGGGAAACAAGAAUAUGAAGAGAGACUUUAUUGGAAUGGUGGUCAUUGAUGGUGUCCUUUAUUGUGUUUACAAAUUGGGGGGUAUAACCUACAAAAUAAAGACUCAAGAACUUACCAGAUCCAGCAUUGACAGCUCCUUUAUGGACAGAGUGGACUUCCGUAGAAUUUACCAAGAUGCUGAAGUCACCUAUACCCAGCAUUACACCUCAACAGAACCUAAAAAGCUCCCAACACUCACGAAUCAACCUAAUACAACUGUAAACUUGCUGGAUUUGGACAGUGAUGAGGUUGUAUUCUAUGUGGGAGGUUAUCCAAAUGACUUUAUUCCACCAAAGGAACUCCAGUAUCCCAAAUUUAAGGGAUGCAUUGAGUUUAACACGUUAAAUCAAUAUAUUGUUAGCCUAUACAACUUCCAGCGUGCUGUGAACAUCAAAAAUACAGACCGAUGUCUAAGAGGCGAGACCCGAGAAGUGACAAAAUACUUCGAUGGUACGGGCUAUGGCAAGAUUGAUGUGAUCAGCAGCAGAUCUGUCAGGUUCUUUGUCUUAAGUCGACAAGAGAAUGCUUUGCUGAUUUUUAUGGGGAAUGAGGAAUCUCAUUUCACUCUAACUGUUGAAAGAGGCUUUGUCAUUUUGCGGCACACAGCGAAUAACCGAACACAAAUUCUAAGGAGUAAAGGAAAAGUUUUUCCUGUGGCCUAUUUCCAGAACAUUAAAAUCCUCCAGUCGGCCAAACAAGUUGAGAUGAAUGUUUCUAGGUUUUGGGUCAAUAUUCUGAUCAACUACAGGGUCUAUACACAAGCGUUUAUAGGAGGAAUACCAGAAGCGAUUGCAGAGAGACUAAAUAUUAACCAUCCAGCACUCAGAGGAUGUCUUAAAGGGCUUGAGGUGGAUGUUUCCAUCAAAUUUUCAGAAGCAAUUGGAAUUCAUCCUGGUUGUCCACUAGAUUUAUUGGGUGUACACGAAGUUACUCUGGAGACAGGAAGCUCCCUGGAACUUACUGCUAACAUGACAAUGCCAGAUUCAGCCAUAAUGGUUUCGCUGGGCUUUAGAUCAACACAGAGCAGUGGUGUCUUACUGCACACCGUGGACAUGGAUUUGAACAGUGGAUUUGAACUGUCUCUAGUUAAUGGACAUGUCGAGAUGAAAGACAGUACAAACAAUAUAAAGUCCAAAAACAGAUACGAUGAAGGAAUGUGGCACUAUGUGACAGCAUUUAGAAACAGCACCGGAAUGGAACUAAAUGUUGACAUUACAGACAGAGGAAAUUCACAGACAACUGCAACAGGAUCUUUAGUCCAAGAAACUAAUGUGAUUUUAGGAAAAGAAACAUUCAGAGGCUGUCUAAGGAACUUUUACAUGAGGGGAAUGGAAAACAGAUACAUCCCAGUUGAUCUGAGCAGUUUUACUCAGAUGGGAGAUGUGUCUUUUGGGCUUUGUAACACUCAGCAGCAGCCUCUGUCCAUCAUUGCGAAAAGAGGUUUAAAACAAAGAUGGCACGAUAAGUCCAAUUUCAGAAAGAAAAAGUGUAGUGAGCCAGUCGGUCACAUCCUGGCCUAUCAUCUCAACAUGAACAGUCAACUGCAGUACAUCAUAUCUCUAGAAGAGCUGAUUUACAGGCCUCAUAUUUUCUUGGAAAUGCGAACGAGGUCAGCCGAUGGCCUGCUGCUUCACAUCAGGGAUAAGCAAGGAUUUGCUCGUGUCAUCCUGUUUGUUAGCAGCGGCAGAGUCAAACUCGCUGUCGGCAAUGGAACACUGAUCUACUAUCAAAAGAAGAUUAAUAAUGGUGCCUGGCACAAUAUCAAGUUAAUUGUCGAACAGUAUGCCACACAUCUGGUGGUGGAUGGUUUUCGGGUGCCGGAUGGACAGCUGCAGAAAGAUGAAGUUAUCUCAGUGGAGCUUCAUCCUCUUGUUUACUUUGGAGCUGGAAAGAUUAAAUUGCUCACUGGCACACAGGGCAAACGUUUUCCACAGAAGAGUGUGAUAGGAUGUAUCCGCAACAUCAGGCUUAAUGAUGUCCAUAUUGGAGCGCCAGCUAUUAAUCAUGGAGGAGCUCCCUGUUUUGAUGGGAUAGCUGAGGAAGGGGCGUACUUUGCUGGUGGUGGCUCUUACAUGAUUUUAGAGAAAGACGUAAUGUUGGGUGCUGAGUUCAAUUUAACUUUUGAAGUUCGUCCCAGAAGCAUGACAGGUUUACUUUUUCACUGUCAAAGUCACCAUGGUCACAGCCUCAGUGUUUUCCUGAAGAAAGGCACUAUGGUGGUCCAAAUGAAUGAUGGUGCAGGAGACUACAGCACCUCUGUGACACCGCCAUUACCGCUCUGUGCAAAGUCCUUCCAUCAUGUGACAGUGACAAAAAAAGGAAAUGUAAUUAAGCUGAAGAUGGGACGCAAUUCCAACAGUGCCGUUGGGCCUCAAGUGUACUUCACUCUUAAAACUCAUCACACACUUUACAUCGGAGGCGUACCAGGGUCCAAGAGGAAGAGAGUGCCUGUGUGGAACUCCUACAUGGGAUGUUUGAGAAACGUGCAAAUAAACCUGGCUGCUCUUCCAUUUAAAUCUGUCAGCAGUGUUUUCGGUUCUGUCAAUAUCAGUGAGUGUCCGGCAGAGUAGUAUAUGGUCUGUUUAUAUUUGUAAUCAAUUAAAAUUAUACGAAAGUGUGAGUAUAUGGGGGAAAGAAUCCCGGUAUGUGCACAGGAUUGACCGGUCUGUAGUAGCCAGGUUAGAUUAUUAAUGAAAGGGUGAGACAUGAACAUGUUUUCUGUUCUUCUUUGAUGACAAAUGUUGAGUUUUGGGGAUUUCAAAAUGAUUACAAAGGAUUUCUACAACAAUUACACCAGCAUAAUGAAAAUGACUUUAUUAACAGUGGCCAUGCUUCCUUUUGUUUUUACUAGUUUUCACUAGUUCCUGCCUGUGCUGUAAAAAUAACAAUAAUAAUAAUAAUUUGAAUAAAAGUUGUUUUUUUAUGAUUUUAAAA